This is a messenger RNA of Aspergillus calidoustus, 3120 nucleotides long. The record is from the annotation of a GenBank genome assembly. Lineage: Eukaryota; Fungi; Ascomycota; Eurotiomycetes; Eurotiales; Aspergillaceae.
AUGGCAUCCUCGGCCCCAACCCCGGGACGCGAGGCCCUAACUGCGACUAGUCUUCUCAAACAAGCACAAGCCGCGAGCAAGGACAAGUCAAAGGAUGAGGUUGGGAAGGAGUCCGAGGAGGAGUUCAAAUCUAAACACCUAGGUUUACUCGGCGUAUUUGUGUGGAUACUGUUCCUGCAUGUUGUUGGCAUAUUCUACUUCACCAAAGGCUUCCUCCUCACCCGGAUGGUCUUGGAAAACAAGUCUUCAUGCGAUGUUCUACCCUUCAGUGACGCUCCCCAGAUCCAGGAGUCAAAUGACGACUGUUGGCACCAAAAGUCGUUCGACAAGGCUAUUGUGAUAAUUAUCGAUGCUCUUCGCUAUGACUUUACCGUCCCUUUUGCACCAAAUGAAGAUAUUGAAAGCGCCCACCUUUUCCACGAUAAUAUACCAGUGCUGUAUGAAACCGCAAUCAGCAACCCUCAGAAUGCUUUCCUCCUCCCUUUCAUCGCGGAUCCUCCGACUACCACAUUGCAGCGACUAAAGGGCCUGACUACCGGCACUCUCCCCACGUUUAUAGAUGCCGGCUCCAACUUUGCUGGGACAACAAUUGACGAAGACAACCUCGUCGCUCAACUUCACGCCGCGGGUAAGAACAUUGUUCACCUUGGUGAUGACACAUGGCAUGCUCUCUUCCCGGGUUACUUCGACCAUGAUUUGACACGGCCGUUUGAUUCGUUUAAUGUGUGGGAUUUGCAUACGGUCGACAACGGCGUGAAUGAGCAUAUAUUCCCACUUCUUGAACCCCAAAACUACACAAAAUGGGAUGUUAUCUUUGGGCACUACCUCGGCGUUGACCACGCUGGUCACCGAUACGGCCCCAAUCACCCUGCCAUGGCGGCCAAGCUGAACCAAAUGGACCAAACCAUUCGAGAAGUCAUGAGCAAAAUUGACGACAGCACGUUGCUCGUUGUCAUGGGCGACCAUGGCAUGGACUCGAAAGGAGAUCACGGGGGUGAAUCGGACGACGAGGUUAAUGCUGCGUUGUGGAUGUACUCGAAAAAAGGGAUAUUCGGUCGUACCAAGCCGGAAACCGUAUUGCCGCCAAAGUAUGCUCGAGAAAGAUUCGUUCCCCAAAUUGACCUUGUGCCGACCCUAUCAUUACUACUCGGAAUCCCUAUCCCGUUCAAUAAUCUGGGCUCGCCGAUUGAAGAAUCAUUUUCGGGACCCAACGGAAACGAUUGGAGUAACCUCGUCACUGUAAACCGCCUGGCGUCUGCACAAAUCAAGCGAUACCAGCACGCUUACGCUCAGAGUCGUGGGGACGAUGGAGCAGAAUCCCAGGUGCUUGGUUUCUGGGAGACAGCAGAAAAGGAAUGGCAGGGCAAACCCAAGAACUUGAGUGCAGUUUACGACGCCUAUAGACAGUAUCAACGGCAUACGCUCCAAGUCUGCCGGAGCCUCUGGGCGAAAUUCGAUUUGCCGAGUAUGGUACAAGGAACUGCAGUACUCCUUGCAGGCAUAGUUCUACUGGUGUUCUACGCCCGUGGUUUGCAAGCGGACCGGACAGAUAUUACCGGUCCCUUCCUCUCGCGCGUUGGCUUAGGUUCUGUUUUGGGGACUGUUGCUGGUGCCGUCUUGGUGAUGAUUCGUGUAACCGAAUUGAAGGUCCUAGAGGCUUCGGCCCUAUUCGCUGCUGUUGGUAGCAUCCUGGGUGCCUCAUCUGUCAUCUUCAGCACUCAGCGUCUAUCAAUUCCCCUGCCCAACUCCCUCUGGGGUUGGCUUGCUGUUGUCUUCACGGUCAGUCAAUCGCUUGGCUUCGCAUCCAACUCCUACACUAUCUGGGAGGACGAGAUUCUGCUUUUCUUCCUGUGUACAUUCGGUAUUGUUGCUGGUGUAUCCUCAAUGCGCCAAGGAACAACCACCGACAGGGUCCUGGGAGUAUACCAUUCAAUUGUCUUCGUCAUUCUGGCAAGACUAGCGUCUCUGUCUCGUCUCUGUCGUGAGGAACAGAUGCCCUUCUGCCGGUCAACUUAUUAUGCUUCCAGCACAUCCUCUACAUCUGCUCCUUGGCAACUCGCUCUUCCGUUCCUCGUCAUGCUCAUACUGCCCACGGUGAUCAAGGGCUUCUAUGAUGGAUCAAAAUCUUAUGAAGGAGCAGCUGGUCUAUGGAUUGGGAUUGGCUUCCGUCUUGGAUUAUUUGUAACCUCUAUAUUCUGGGUGCUUGAGGAGCUAGACGGCAAGGCCUGGCUCCCUCUUGACGGCGAAACCCUCAAGUCGAUUCGCGUAUUCCUAGCUCAACUUGUUCUCGGUCUCGCAUUCGCCGCCGGCACAACCGCAUUCCUCUACUCAAAGCCAUGCGUCAGCAUCAGCGUUGCUCAAAGCGCCGCAGAGCCGGAACCCACAGUAAAACGCCCCUCAUCACCGGGCGAGCAACAACUGCCAAGAACAACAGUGACAAUCCUUGGUUUCGGCAACGUUCACGGCACACGAUUCUUCUUCCUCGCGAUCAACUUUUGCCUCGCCAUCAUGCUAAUGCAAAAACCAAUGGGCCAAGGCACCAUGGCUCUCCUCCUCUGGCAAAUCCUCUCCCUCCUCGAAAUCCUCGACACAAACGCCCUGGUUACAUCCAACUCCUCCAUCGGCCCCAUAGUCCUUGCGCUUCUCGGCUCCUUCUACUACUUCAAAACAGGCCACCAGGCCACCCUUUCCAGCAUUCAGUGGGAAACGGCCUUCAUCCCACUAACAACGGUGAAAUACCCCUGGUCCCCGCUCCUCGUCACCCUCAACACCUUUGGCCCUCAAAUCCUUACCGCCAUCGCCGCACCGCUCACAGUCCUCUGGAAACGACCCCUCCAGCUCCGCGACUCGAACAGCGCAUCCUCGAAACCCGCGCUUAAACUCCUCUCGGAUGUCGCUCAGGCUGCAGCUACGUAUAUCUUGUACUUUGGCACCAUCAACCUCGCUACGACAAUGUGGGCUGGCCACCUCCGCCGCCACCUUAUGCUCUACCGCAUCUUCUGCCCACGAUUCAUGAUGGGUGCUGCCGUCCUCACUGUCGUGGACGUCGUCCUCAUUCUGUUCUCUGUAGCCGGUGUACGAUGGAGUACACUGAGUGUAGCCGAGAUAUUCGGCUGGUGA